This is a messenger RNA of Daktulosphaira vitifoliae (grape phylloxera), 1357 nucleotides long. RefSeq lists its product as uncharacterized. Lineage: Eukaryota; Metazoa; Arthropoda; Insecta; Hemiptera; Phylloxeridae. The record is from RefSeq and is a predicted model, not a curated record. The transcript is spliced from 2 exons. Bases 517 to 1290 code for a protein of 257 amino acids.
CGUCGACGGGGUAUAAGCCGUAGUCGUGUAAUCCAUAAAAUACACCUCAUUCGUCAUCGAGAUUCCAAUGUCUAACAGAUGUUUGGAAAGUUUGGUGUCGUGCAGCAGCAACAUUGUCUGUUGACUACUAAUCGGUUCUCAGUAUUUGUUAAUCUAUUGUGCGUGUACGAUGGAUUAUUUAAGUAAUAUAUCGAAUAAAUUGAUUUGUCUUGUUGAAAACGAACCGACAGAUAGAGUUUUUAAACCAUUCAGUAAAUUAUUGAAAAAUUAUCGAGAUUUGCAAUAUUUUGCGGAACGUCUAGGAGAUAAAGUCAACGGUACCGGUGGAGACUUUUUACACUACAAGGGUUGUGAAUUAUUGAAUGUGGGAAAAAAUUCGGACAAUCCUGAAUGUGCAUGCUCAGUUGUGAAGCGAAUAUAUUACGAACUUUUGGAUUCAAUUGAAACAAUUGAAAAAACGGUGAAUGCGAAUCGCAGCGAUAGUAACGCCUAUUGGACCUUGAGACUUUAAUCACAAUGGCUACACCAAGGUGUAAAUUCAAUAAAAUCAACGACUUGAUCGAUUCAUCAAUAUAUAGCAUUUCACAAAUGUCUCGUGUAUACAUUGGUCUGGAUCCUGACGAUUCAUUUUGUCCAAAAGUAAAGUUGGUAAACUGUCAUCAAGAACUUAUUAUCACUAUCGAUUUACUACAUAGAAUGUAUUCAAUGUGCGGAUAUAUUUUAUCGAUAACGGAAAAUUUAAACGGAAUACUACUUUUGCAAGAUGAAAACAUUAAGGUGAUUCUGACACAGUGGGUGCAAACUAUUACCCGAAAAGAUACAUUACUGUUUCAGUCAAAACGAGAUGACAACUGUAUAUUUUUGAUGAAUACAUCUGAGUUUGCGCAAUUGUACUUCUUUAAAGAUAUGUUAUUUGAGAAAAUACAUCGACAAUUGUUUCAUAUACGUCCGCGUAUUUUACAUGAAAUAAAGGUUAUACUUCAGUCUUCAAUUGAUCGUAUGGUGGUUGAAAAGAAACCGAUAAUUUUUCCCCAAAUUAAAACGCCGGAUUUGUUAUAUUUCUAUGAAAUUUGUUGUACGGGAUUUAUGGCUAAAUAUCUAGAAAAUAUCUCGAAAACUAUUUUCAAUUAUCCACACAUGAAACACUUGUAUUACUUUUCCGAUCUGGUAGAAUUGGCUACAAAUAGAUCAUUUUUAGGUGUAGAUGCUUUGCCGAUAAUUGACAAGAAAGACCUUCUAUGUGUGACUUUUCCAAUCAAAUUCAAGGAUAAUCGAAAUAAAAUAACAUAAAAAACAACAAGUUUGCAAAAUAACUAUGUUUUUAUUAAUAAAAAUUAUAUAUUUAUACAUUUUUUUG